Penicilliopsis zonata CBS 506.65 is the source of this 417-nucleotide messenger RNA. RefSeq lists its product as hypothetical. The record is from RefSeq and is a predicted model, not a curated record. Gene Ontology annotation, molecular function: protein heterodimerization activity; DNA binding; structural constituent of chromatin. NCBI's taxonomy places the organism in Eukaryota, Fungi, Ascomycota, Eurotiomycetes, Eurotiales, Aspergillaceae. The transcript has 3 exons. The coding region runs from base 1 to 417 and encodes 138 amino acids. Gene Ontology annotation, cellular component: nucleosome.
AUGCCUGGCGGAAAAGGAAAGUCUAUUGGCGGAAAGGCCGGCUCCAAGGAUGCGGCGGGGAAAACUCAGAAGUCCCACAGCGCAAAGGCUGGUCUGCAGUUCCCCUGCGGUCGUGUCAAACGAUUCUUAAAGAACAACACUCAGAACAAGAUGCGCGUCGGUGCUAAAGCCGCCGUCUAUGUCACUGCAGUUCUCGAGUAUCUGACCGCUGAGGUUCUUGAGCUUGCCGGCAACGCCGCCAAGGAUCUCAAGGUCAAGCGUAUUACACCUCGCCACUUGCAGCUCGCCAUCCGUGGAGACGAAGAACUCGAUACCCUCAUUCGCGCCACCAUUGCCUUUGGCGGUGUGUUACCCCGCAUUAACCGCGCCCUGCUGCUCAAGGUCGAACAGAAGAAGAAGAACAAGAUCGAGGGUUAG